Micropterus salmoides (largemouth bass) is the source of this 3924-nucleotide messenger RNA. RefSeq names its product HPS5 biogenesis of lysosomal organelles complex 2 subunit 2 (gene hps5). Gene Ontology annotation, cellular component: cytoplasm. Gene Ontology annotation, molecular function: protein binding. The record is from RefSeq and is a predicted model, not a curated record. Gene Ontology annotation, biological process: developmental pigmentation. Lineage: Eukaryota; Metazoa; Chordata; Actinopteri; Centrarchiformes; Centrarchidae.
GCUCUGCUUUCAGGAAGUGUCCUCACGUCAGCUGAGUGGAGCCGUGGCAGGUCUGCUGGCUGCAGGAAGAGUGGCGAGACGCUGACCGCUGACUUUCUUCCAGAAAAGUGGACAAAAACGGCGGUUUAGAGUGGAUUUAUAGGCGGUAGCACUGGCCUGUCACUCCGACUCUCCUUUGUUGUAGAGGAUCGCCAGUGAAGAUGCCUCUGAUACAGGUUGUGCCAGAGAACUACAGUCAUGUACUGGCAGAGUUUGACUGCCUCGAUCCACUUCUGUCUGCUCUCCGAUUAGACUCCAGCAGACUUAAGUGCACCUGUUUGGCUGUGUCAAGGAAGUGGCUCGCAUUAGGAACAUCAGCAGGAGGAUUGCACCUGAUUCAGAGGGAGGGCUGGAAACAAAAGCUCAUCCUCACUCACAAGGAGGGAUCUAUCACUCAGGUGGUGUGUUGCCCUCAUGAUGAAGACUUCAUUGCUGUUGCUACAAGUCAGGGUCUGGUGGCGGUGUGGGAGCUGCAGCUGGAGCGGCGGGGACGUCCAGAGAGAGUCGGUGUGUCCUGGGAGCACCGAGGUCGGAUCAUCACUGCGCUCUGCUGGGACACCAGCACGCUCAGAGUUUUUGUCGGGGACUCAGGAGGCAAGGUGUCUCUUCUCCGUGCAGGAUCCUCCAAACUUGGCAAGGGGUCAGCAUGUAUCUUCCCUGUUCAGACCGUCACCACUGUGGACUCCAAAGUGGUUCAGCUCGGGUACCAAGAUGGUCGCCUGAUGGUGUCUUCCUUGAGCCGCUGCUACCUCUGUGACACAGAGAGAGAGAAGUUCUGGCGUGUUGGAAAUAAGGAGCGCGAUGGGGAGUAUGGAGCUUGUUUUUUCCCUCAGAACAGGGGAUUAUUAGUUGGUCAACCCCCCCUGCUGUACUGUGCCCGACCGGGGUCUCGAAUAUGGGAGGCCAGCUUUAAUGGCGAGGUUCUCAGCACCCAUCAGUUCAAACCCAUGGCCUGUCCUCCUCUACCUCUCAUCACCAUCAGAAAUGAGCCACACUACAACCCAGCGCAGAAGAGCCCCCAGUCGAUCGCCUUCCCUAAACUUCUUUAUUUGGGAGACCAAAACUUGGUGACCUGGACUGAUUCAGCUAUUUAUAUCUUCACACCUCUGAAUGGACAAGUGCUGCUGUGGACUGAAGUGAAAGAUUUGGUUGAUAUUGCUGUCUACCGCAACGAGCUCUUCUGUCUCCAUGGCAGCGGUCGUUUGUCCCACCUCUCCCUGUUAUCUGCUGAGCGCUGUGUUGAGCGUCUGCUGCGGAGGGAGUCCUGGCCUCUAGCUGCUAUAGUCUGCUGCAUGUUCCAGCACACAAUCACCACCAGCAGGGCCAGGAAAUCAAUUCCCAUCGACCGCCUUGAGCAUCUCAGGUCCCAGCUCAGUCCCAGCACACACCUUGAGCUGUCUGGCCAGCUGGAGGAAGUCAUCACUAAACUGGAGCCUCUCGGCUCCGCCUCCAGCAGCCGCAGAAGUAGCAUCUCCUCACAUGAGAGCUUCAAUGUCCUGGACUGUGGAAUCUAUCGUGUGAUCAGCCGCAGAGGAAGUCAGUCAGAUGAGGAGACGAACUCCCUCAUCAACCACUCUGUGUCAGAGGAGGAGCGGCUCAAAGAGUUCAGCUUUGUGCAGGAGGAGGAUCAGGUGGAUCAUGAUCCACAGAACAGCGAGCGCAUGGAGCCUGAGCGGUCUGAGCAAGGCCUGCAGUUCCACCUCCCCCUCUCAUUCCGCCCCAAACCCCCUCGCAUCGCACUGCAGGCCGUCAAAGACAGUGUUUCUAGUUUUGUUAAGAAGACAACCGAGAAGAUCAACACCCUCCAGAUGAACUCUGAGCUCUGGCAACGGCCUGAAUUCAGAGAGGGCGGACAGACUGAGACAGCUCCAUACUCAGAGGAGAUGGACAAUGGAGUUUAUGACGAAAUGCCUAACACAGAGGCCGACGUGCAAGAACUUCGAUCAGCAACAGAGCGUGCUAUCACCCACAUCCAAGAUCCUUUGGUGCUACUGGAUCCAGUCUACCUGGGAGACACUCUGCUUGAGUGGUUGCUGGUGCUGGAGCGAAUACUCGGACCUGUAGCGCAGGGGUCCACUGCUGGGGAUGAUUCAACCAUGGAUGGACAAGGAGAGGAGAGGUGGGAGCGGGAUUAUCUAAACUCCUACUUAGAGAAACAAAAGGAAGCUACCUGCUUACCAGGAGAAUUAACAGAGACCACUUCAGAGGAGAAGAAAGAAGAGUCUCCUGAGCUCGGAGACAAAGAUGACUGUUGUGACUCCACUGAGAAGGAGCCUCCUGAGCCUGUUAGAGUGGCGUCGCCCAGACCUGUACCAUUGGACCUCCUGGCUGAUCUCACCCAGCUGGCGACGCUGUACUCUGAGCUGAGCUGCUUUAGAAACCAGGAGAAUGAACAAGCAUUGGGGUGCACAACUUUCCUGCGCCGCUACUUCUUUCUGCUGGACCAAGAGCGUGUGAGAAGAAUGUGUCUGCUGCGUUAUCAGGAGCAGCCGGAGCUGCAGAGUUCCUUCACUGAGGCCAUGCAAGAUCUCACUCAGUCCAGUAAGGUGGUGGAGGUUAUUCAGAGAGGAGAUUUGCUGAGAUCACUGCGCAGUCUGAGAGAGCUGCAGCCCUGGAGUGCUCCUCCUCUCCUCGCUCACUUACACAGGCUGUAUGAAAAGCAUGGGGAGGCGGCUGUACGCUCGUUUACCCAGUUCUAUCCUACUAUAACUCCUGCUGACGUAAUGAUCAUGGCUCAGCAAAGCCACUUCCUGGCAUACCUGGAUAAUCUGGUCCAAUCACAAACUGAGGAGCACAGGUCGUCCUUUUUGCAGUCUCUGCUUGAACCAGAAUCCCUGAGACAGGAUUGGCUGGAGCUGGCACUUACCCAUGAUGCCCCUCAACACUGUGAUACUCUGACCCCUGAUGGACAGCCCAGGUGGCAUUCUCAUUGUUUCAGUUGGGGUUACGGACGCUUCCUGUCUCUCCUGAUUGGCCUUCCUGCAGACCUGUCUUCCAAGCAGAAGAUGACAGAGACUUGCCGCAGACAUGGAUACUGGACGGGCUACCUGUACCUCUGCCGUGAGCUGCAGCGUCGCACAGAAGCGUUCUCCACCAUCUGUCAGCUGGAUGACAUCAGUCUACUGGAGGAACCUGAGGGUGUUGAGCCCCAAAACUUGGAAGAGUGGAAGCUCUUGAUCCAGAUAUCUCAGCAGUGCAGCAGCGUGGUAAACUCAGAGCAGGUCACAGGUGUGAACGGAAGCAGCUGGUCCAACGGGUCAGCAGACUACGGUGGAAAGAUCAGCCCGGAGAACUUGACCCUGAUGCUGGCUCGCACAGCCGGGCCCGACCGCGCCUUGGCCGUUCUGGAGGAGUGCGGGGUGCAGCUGGUUCUUUCGCCGCACUCCAAACUGGUCUGUGAGCUGCUGAGGGUCGCUGAGAAGAGGCAGAGAGCGAUGAUCCAGACGAUGCUAGAGCGCUGCGAUCGCUUCCUGUGGUCCCAGCAUGCCUAACUUCAGACGGUCAGGAGCCUCUUCACGCCAAACAAGAUAACUAACACUGUAUGUAAGUCUCCCAAUAACUGCUGUUGGAGAAGCGACUUAAUUUAUGCACUUUGUCAAAGCUUUCCUGUUUAAAUGAAGGUACUUAUCCUCUUAGUGAAAACAGUACUAUCUUGUUAACAUGUACACAGAUCUUUCCAGUAUUAUCCUCUUCUAUCCAUUUACUUGUCAAUUUGAGCAAUAUCCAGACGUACAGGGUAUCAUCACAUUACUGUUUAUGUUAAUGAAUAAGGUUGAAUGCAUGUACAGGUAAUCAUCAUGUAUGACAAAAAAUUUUCUGUCAGUAAUUACUGUGAAAUGUUCUAACCAGGUAAUAAUAUGUAAAUAAAGGUCGUCUGUAUUGUUA